This is a messenger RNA of Laetiporus sulphureus 93-53, 650 nucleotides long. RefSeq lists its product as uncharacterized. Lineage: Eukaryota; Fungi; Basidiomycota; Agaricomycetes; Polyporales; Laetiporaceae. The record is from RefSeq and is a predicted model, not a curated record. The transcript is spliced from 3 exons. The coding region runs from base 138 to 497 and encodes 119 amino acids.
CAUCACGUACUCGCGCCUUCACCGAUUAUAAUCGUGCGAUUGGGGUGCUGUGGAGCUGAAUGAGCCAUCUCCACCCUGCAUUUAUUCAGUUAUGCUCCGAGAGCCCAAGGAGGAGCUAGCAAACCUCAGUGGAGUGUAUGCGACUCCUUCGAACCCUGCUCCUGAGAAGGCGAUGGUUAUCUGGAUAUCUGUCAACAAGGGUCGCAUCGCGCAGCCGCGCGCGAGACUUUCAUCUUCUUACAUUCACUGCCAUAACGGACGAUCAGCGCUCUCAGCGAAGAGACCGUCUCCCUCAAGAGAUUGACGCCUCGUAUGUUGUGGUGACGCAUAGAAGCUCGUCACCGUCCGGUAUGCCCUGCAAUCUUCUAGGGUGCGUCGCGGAUAUAGCGCUUCUUGUUCGUCUUGAGCAUUGCUGUACUCCUGCUCGCUCUGAUUGUCUUGCUGGUUUCCGAGUGGGUUUGUGCGCGGGUUUUGCCAUGCUCUGUGCUCUUCUGUGAAUGUCGUUUCGCCAUCUGCGUACGAUCCACAACGAUCUUAGACAUCUCGUCUUGUAUCAGUAUGCUGGCAUGCUCUGAAUCCUCCUGCAGGAAUGUCAACGGGUGAGACCUGUCGACCAGGUCAAGUUCGGCUGGAUAUUAUCAUGUCCUAUU